Messenger RNA from Aureobasidium melanogenum CBS 110374, 1776 nucleotides. RefSeq lists its product as uncharacterized. The annotation marks the transcript as partial. Gene Ontology annotation, cellular component: nucleus. The record is from RefSeq and is a predicted model, not a curated record. The transcript is spliced from 4 exons. Gene Ontology annotation, molecular function: zinc ion binding; DNA binding; DNA-binding transcription factor activity, RNA polymerase II-specific. NCBI's taxonomy places the organism in Eukaryota, Fungi, Ascomycota, Dothideomycetes, Dothideales, Saccotheciaceae. Gene Ontology annotation, biological process: DNA-templated transcription.
ACGUCAAACCAGGGUCGGCCCUACCGCUCACAUCUCCGACCUGCUUGCGAUGCCUGUCGUCGCCGCAAGUCUCGAUGCGCUACAACAGAAUCUUCCGACGCGUGUCUCAUGUGUCAAGUGCAUGGUUCGCAAUGUGUCUUUGUGGAUAGUGAUCAGUCGCGUCGCCGAAAAGUGCCUACAUCGCGAAGCCGUGCCACAAGUCAUGCAACAAGCCACGCAGGUAACUCUGAGAACAACAUCAACCUCGAUGAUGACUCCUUACCUAUGGCGUAUCCUCAGGAGUUUCAUGUUACGAAUGCCGUUCAGUCUCAUAGUCAGACAUACAACAACAAUCAAUCUGGGGACUCGAGUACACACAUCAUCAGCCCUGCGAUAGCCGAUGACAACGAGGAGCUCGAUAGUUAUCUGUCCAGCGACCCGGCCGUUGGUAUUAGAAGGAUCACCCGUACUUCGUCGACAAGUACAAGUAUGGGCCCGCCUUCGAGACGCGUUCUGUUCAACACAGUCCUCAGGAAACCGCUCGGUAUCAACGCAAACCAAUCGGUUGCUGCUGGGAAGCUUGAAGUCAUCGAGAAGCUCCUAGAGCCUCAUGUCAUGGACAUGAUAAAUCUGCAUGUCACUCACGCUAACGUCAAUGUUUGUUUCCCUGUCUUGGACGAGACAUCUUUCCGACGAACGUACACAGAGCACAAGGAUCGCCUUUCUUCUGCCCUCCUGGCCAAUUUGUACGCCAAUGCAAUGACGUACUGGAAGAGUUCACCACGAUUACGCUCUGUUCAUCCUCGAGAUCAACGCUACAUCUGGGUGCAGGCAAACGAGGCCCUUCACUCCGAAUUGUUCCUCUCACCUGGGAUUUCAACCGUCAUAGCCAUCAUACUGAACGUCCACGGAAGACCAAGCACCUCAAUGUUUGGCAAUGGAGGAAUGGUAGGAACGGCUGUCGCACUUUCGAACUCGCUGGGUCUCAAUCGUGACUGCUCAACUUGGAAUAUAAGUUCGGAAGAGAAGACGUUCCGGUUCCGUAUCUGGUCAAUCGUCAUGCUGAUGGAUCGAUGGACAAGUCUUGCAUAUGGGACGCCACUAUUGAUCCACCGCGCUCAAUAUGAUGUGCCUGUACCCAGCAAGGAGCUACUGGCGCAAUCUAGGACAUCCACCACGCAACAUGCUGGUUUGUCCAUUUUUCUAGCCAUGUUAACUCUGACAGACGUUCUGUCCCGGUAUCUUGAGCACGUCUACCAUAUAUCGCGAGUUGCUACCACCGAUCGAUCACCAGUCUCACCAUUACAUCUCGAAAUGUUCUUGACGGAUUGGGAAGACACUUUGGACGACGAAACACGUCGACUUGUCCUUCGAGGAAACGAUCUUGAUCGACCUGGAGCAGCCAAUCUCAGACUCUCUUAUCUUGCGGUCAAGCUUCUGCUUUGCCGAAUCUUGUGUGACACUACCAGCUUCACGCCAGAGCAUGAGAGCGCAGCUCAGGCUCGACUUCGAACCCAAAGAGUUGCUGAAGAGGUAGUCCUGCUUGUACAAGAGCUGAAACACCCUCACCUUAGAGGAUUUUGGAUGCCAACGAAUGGCUUCACUCUUACCUCGGCUACUUUGUUCUUGCUAAGAAACGCACUCAAAGCCACAAAUAGAACUCGAAACACAUCACUCAAGUUGGCCAAAGAUAUGAUUACAUGUCUUCAAGAGCAUCGCAACAACGAAGCUUGGGAUCUGGCUGACGAUUGCUUGUCAAACUGCACGGACAUGACCAAUAGGAUCGAGGCUGGAACG